Scaptodrosophila lebanonensis is the source of this 2352-nucleotide messenger RNA. It is a transcript of the gene nAChRalpha3, whose product is annotated as acetylcholine receptor subunit alpha-like. NCBI's taxonomy places the organism in Eukaryota, Metazoa, Arthropoda, Insecta, Diptera, Drosophilidae. Gene Ontology annotation, molecular function: acetylcholine-gated monoatomic cation-selective channel activity; transmembrane signaling receptor activity. The coding region runs from base 1 to 2352 and encodes 783 amino acids. The record is from RefSeq and is a predicted model, not a curated record. Gene Ontology annotation, cellular component: neuron projection; synapse; postsynaptic membrane. The transcript has 11 exons. Gene Ontology annotation, biological process: regulation of membrane potential; signal transduction; chemical synaptic transmission.
AUGAAGUGGUUUCAAGUGACCAUAGAUAUGAUUCUUGUGCUUUCAUUUAUAUCCAGCAGCACAGCGAAUCCGGAUGCCAAACGUCUGUACGACGAUCUUUUGAGCAAUUACAACAAACUGGUGAGACCCGUCGUCAAUGUCACCGAUGCGCUCACGGUGCGGAUCAAGCUCAAGCUCUCGCAACUGAUUGAUGUCAAUCUGAAGAAUCAAAUAAUGACCACAAAUCUAUGGGUGGAACAAUCAUGGUACGACUACAAGCUCAAAUGGGAGCCCAAAGAAUAUGGCGGCGUUGAGAUGUUGCAUGUGCCAUCCGAUCACAUUUGGCGGCCGGACAUUGUACUCUACAACAAUGCCGAUGGAAACUUUGAGGUGACUCUGGCCACCAAAGCCACUUUGAACUAUACGGGGCGCGUCGAAUGGAGACCACCGGCCAUUUAUAAGAGCUCCUGUGAAAUUGAUGUUGAAUAUUUUCCAUUUGAUGAGCAAACCUGCGUGAUGAAGUUCGGCAGCUGGACCUACGAUGGUUUUCAGGUGGAUCUGCGUCACAUCGAUGAACUGAACGGCACCAAUGUGGUCGAAGUGGGCGUGGAUUUGUCCGAGUUCUACACAUCUGUCGAAUGGGAUAUCCUCGAAGUUCCUGCAGUGCGCAACGAAAAGUUCUACACAUGCUGCGAUGAACCAUAUCUGGACAUCACAUUCAACAUCACAAUGCGCCGGAAGACUCUCUUCUACACAGUCAACCUAAUCAUACCCUGCAUGGGCAUCAGCUUCCUCACAAUUUUGGUGUUCUACUUGCCCUCGGACAGUGGCGAAAAGGUCUCAUUAAGCAUAUCCAUUCUGCUGUCGCUGACUGUGUUCUUCCUGCUGCUGGCGGAAAUCAUUCCGCCCACAUCGCUGGUGGUGCCACUGCUUGGCAAGUUUGUGCUCUUCACCAUGAUACUGGAUACGUUCAGCAUCUGCGUGACGGUCCUGGUCCUCAACAUACACUUUCGCUCGCCACAAACACACACCAUGGCGCCCUGGGUGCGCACCGUUUUCAUCAAUCAGCUGCCGCGUUUUCUGGUCAUGAGACGCCCGCUCUAUCCGAUCAGCGAGAUGAUCAAAUCCUCGCGCCGCCUAAUGGUGCGCACUUGCAAUGGACUCGAACUGAGGGAUCAAAUACCACCGUUGCCACCGCCUGUGGCUCUGUCGCGCAUGCAUCACAGUCCGAAGACAACAUCGCGCAGCACAUCGCCACACCUGCAACACAGAGUACAUAACCUCAAUCUGAUGGAUGAGCUGGGGGGCGGUCUUAUUGGUGUCGGCGGCGGCGGCGUUGGCGGCGGUUGUGGCGCCUCCACCAUAACUGGCCACCUGAGCUCGCUCUAUCCGCCGACCAUAUCGACGGUGAAUCAACAAACUUCGACCACCUCCUCGCUGAUCGAUGCCCAGUAUCACAAUCAGUAUCAGCAGACCGGUGGUUCACUGCUCGAUCAUCCACUGACGCCAACCAAGUUCCGUCAGAUGACCUCGACGUCGAGUCAGACAGGAAAUGGUGGCGGUGGCGUUGGCGUUGGCGGAGUUGCUGGUGGAGGCAAUGCCUCCUCCUAUCAUCUGUACAGGCAGCAAUCGACCUCGUCGGCAAAUUUCUCACCGCUGCCCCAGCACGCGCAUCAGCACCACGCGUCGACAACCACCUGCGACCUGCUUGGCAGCAACAAUCCCAAUGUGAUAAAGUCAACGACGACCGUUAAUUCGGUGGCCACCGCAUCAACUUUGGCGGACUCCUGCUGCAGCGGCACCAUACAGAUCCAUCAGGGCAUGGGUGCCGGCGUUGCCUGUCAAUCCUCUGAGUUGCUUCACGGCGCUGGACGCGCCACAACCUCAGCCGCAGCAGCGGCGGCGGCGGCGGCAGCAGCUGCAGCAGCGGCGGCAAAUGCCAGCAGCUCAACGGCAGCGGGUGGCAGCCUCUCGACGCCGCCACCACCACCGCCGCCAGCGUCCGCGGCCUGUGAUAUACUGCCCGCCUGUCAGCGCGAGGGCGGACCGCAUUGCUGCUCCGGUCGUGGAACGGUGCGCCAACGCUGGCACACCUGUCCCGAGCUACACAAGGCCAUGGAUGGCGUCACGUACAUAGCGGAUCAGACGCGCAAGGAGGAGGAAAGCACACGGGUUAAAGAGGACUGGAAGUAUGUGGCCAUGGUGCUAGAUCGUCUCUUCCUCUGGAUCUUCACAAUAGCCGUGGUCGUCGGCACUGCCGGCAUUAUCCUGCAAGCGCCCACACUCUACGACACCCGCGUCCCCAUCGACAUCAAGUUGUCGGAAAUCGCAUCGACGACGGCCAAACCAAAUGUGGCACGACCCGUGUUGUAA